Molecule: messenger RNA, 195 nt
Organism: Monoraphidium neglectum
Lineage: Eukaryota; Viridiplantae; Chlorophyta; Chlorophyceae; Sphaeropleales; Selenastraceae
Exons: 2
Coding region: 1-195 (64 amino acids)
Source: RefSeq, a predicted model, not a curated record
AUGGCCAAGGAUGGCCGCAGCUCGCUAUUUGGAACGCUGUCAGGCACAGAGGCAGGCGGCACCGACUCGUGGCUGGGCAACCAGCUGAUCGAUCCCACCAAGGGGCGUCGGUCGGUCACGGCACCGCAGGACCCCAAGGGGCGCAAGGGGCUGGCGGAGGUCCUCAGCCUGGCGUCACCCGGGUACCGCCUCUAA